AGGAUGGGCUAACGUACGCUAACGAAACCCUCAAGAAACAUCCUUCUCAAAUCUCAACCCUGUCGGCUGUCAUCUCAUAUUUAUGUUUCUCGUCACAAUCUUUGUAAUAUUCCAUUAAUUUACAUGUUACAAUCUUCUAUAUAUUAUUACUAAAGCUAGAAUUGUUAGAUUAUCAAUGGGGAAUUGUGUGUUUAAAGGGUUUGGAGGGAUGGAAGAGAUGGUCAAGGUUGUGACAUCCAACGGUGGCAUCAUGGAGCUCUACGCACCCAUCACCUCCGAGUGCAUAACCAACGAGUUCCCCGGCCACGCCAUAUUCCGAAGCCGCGACCUCUUUGCAGAGCCUCUACUCCACAACGAAGACCUCCACGCCGGACAGUUAUACUAUCUCCUCCCUCUCAACCCCUACAAAUCCAACAACGUUAACAGUACUACGUCUAAGCAAUCCGACACGGCCGCCAUUAACAGUAACAUGUCUUCUUUAUCGUCCAUUACAGCAACGCCGUACCGCAUGUCAUGCGAUAACCAAGGGCUCAUGAAGCGGUUCUCCGACCCAGAAGUUGUUCCGAGGUAUAAUAACACCGGGGUGUGGAAGGUGAAGCUGGUGAUUAGCCCUGAGCAGCUGUCGGAGAUUUUGUCACAGGAGGCUCGCACCGAGGCGUUGAUAGAGAGCGUGAGGACAGUCGCCAAGUGCGGUAACGGGGUCCCCUCGGCGGCUAAUUCAGAUCAGUGGAGCCUCUCCAGUAGUUGGAAGGGAUCGACGUCGGAUGUGAAGUAAUUAAUAUAGAUUUUUUUUUUCUACCAAUUGAAAUUUAUUUCUCUUUUAUGUCAAUGUUAAUUCUUGUACGAUAGUAACCCCAUGAUGCAGUGUGAAGGAAACUGUACCCUAGAAAAUGAGUACUACCUUUAGCUAAAUUUGGUGACAUUCACAGACCUUCACUUAAUAUAUAUGUUGGUAGUAAUUAA
This is a messenger RNA of Alnus glutinosa, 963 nucleotides long. RefSeq lists its product as uncharacterized. The record is from RefSeq and is a predicted model, not a curated record. Lineage: Eukaryota; Viridiplantae; Streptophyta; Magnoliopsida; Fagales; Betulaceae. The transcript has a single exon. Bases 176 to 775 code for a protein of 199 amino acids.